CCUUUGCAAUGUUACGUUUGUGAGAAAGUUUUUAAGGACAAGUCCCAAAUAAAAAGACACGUCAGGAUCCACACGGGCGAGAAGCCGUUCGCGUGCAGCACCUGCGGGAAGAGGUUCUAUCAGAUUUACUUACUGAAAUAUCACGAAAGGACUCACACGGGCGAGAAGCCGUACUCCUGCAAAAUAUGUGGGAAAAAGUUCAGGUGUAGCGACAGUCUGUUGGUCCACAUGAGAAUCCACACGGGCGAGAAGCCGUAUGGGUGUAAAACGUGCGGGAAGAGAUUCAUCUGCACGUCAAAUCUGAAAAGCCACACGAGAAUCCACACAGGCGAGAGGCCGCAUUCCUGCAAAACCUGCGGGAAGAGCUUCACUCAGAGGGGCAGCCUGACCGUCCACAUGAGGACGCACACAGGCGAGAAGCUGUAUUCCUGCAAAGCGUGCGGGAAGCGUUUCUGUCAGAGCGGGACGCUGCUGAUCCACAUGAGGACGCACACGGGCGAGAAGCGCUACUCUUGUAAAAUUUGUGAGAAGAACUUUACUCAGAGCAGUCACUUGUUGCGCCACAUGAGGACUCACGCAGACGAGAAGUCGUCCUGAAACCUCUGCGGGGGGCUGGAGAGGAAAACGCCCACCUCUCAGGUUAUAAGCAGAGCGUUCAGACAAGCUCGGCAACCGGCACUGUGCAGGGCGGAGCCAUAAAACCUGGCUUGGCCCAUGUUAGGCUGAAGAACAGCACUGCAUUUGUAGCUUUCAAAGUAUCGCUUUUAUUCUAGUAUUUAGGAAAGUGUCCGGCGCUGACCCGAGUCCCCACCUCUCAACUCUUAAACUCGAGUAUUCAGAGAUGGUGCGCUAACGGCAGAGUGCGUUCCCUGUUCAUUCUGCUCAGCUCCAUGUUUUUAAUCUCAGUCUCAACAGUCGCUUUGCAUGAUUCUCUACUCAAAAUAAGGUUUACCUGACAGCGUCUGUGAUGCAGCGUCCGCAAUCGUCCUGCCCCCCUUUAAGCUGACUUUCUUUUGAUUGGCUGCCUGUUAUUGUUGUAUGAAGGGUGUCAGAGGCAAGACUGAACAUCAGUACAGGUAUUAGGAAGAACUUUUUAAAAGCGGCGAUUCUCAGGCUACGUCCACAUGGACACGAGUAUUUUUGUAAAUGGAGAUUUUCCAUUUUCAGUUAACAAAAAAAAAAAAAAAAAAAAAAUCCCAUCCACAUGUGCACGUUUGAGAUCUUCGUCCACAUGUAAACACAAAAAAGGAAGUCAACCGGUGUCAAGAACAUGCGAAAUCCUAACCGUGUAGAAAUGUUGGCCAAUCAGAAGUCUAGAAGCCCGGGAGGGAUCGAGUAAACAAAGAUGGCGCAUGGACGCAGAAAUGAGCCGUACGUGUGGACAGACAUUAAUCCUCAACAUCACACUGGAAACGUGUAAAUACUGCAGAUAGUACGACUAACAGCACAUCCAUCUCAUGAGAACAAAGAAAAAAGGCGCACACCUUUCACGCUGCGUGACUAAAUCUCAGUUUUCCUCGUCCACACGUAAACGCAAAAACUGAGUUUUUAACUUUAAUAUUCAUGUCUCUAUUUUAAACUGCAUAAAAACAGAGCGCGGGCUCAUUUCUGACAUGUGUCUGGGUUUAACGUCGUUGUGAAAUCAGCCGAGCCGGGCUGUGCGUCUGUUCACUCUUCUGCUGCUUUCACAGUUGUCGUGUUGCGUUGUUAUCUUCUCUGUACUUCUGUGCUUUUAUGGAGGAUUGCAGUAUGCGAGCAGCGUGAGAACGAGCUCCUGACCUGAUGAUGACACGCGUACAUGUGAACCGGACGGCGAGAACAUUUUGUUAACUCACUGAUGAUUGAGCCUGUUCUUUCAUUUCUACUCUGUAAGGGCGCUCAGUCCCACAUGCUCUUUCUGCCGGUGUUCUGUUACUGUGUGUGCCACUCUUCCAGAGAAUAAACAUGCAGAUAUAA
This is a messenger RNA of Oreochromis aureus, 1956 nucleotides long. RefSeq names its product zinc finger protein 177-like. Gene Ontology annotation, molecular function: DNA-binding transcription factor activity, RNA polymerase II-specific; RNA polymerase II cis-regulatory region sequence-specific DNA binding. The transcript has a single exon. Gene Ontology annotation, cellular component: nucleus. Lineage: Eukaryota; Metazoa; Chordata; Actinopteri; Cichliformes; Cichlidae. Gene Ontology annotation, biological process: regulation of transcription by RNA polymerase II. The annotation marks the transcript as partial. The record is from RefSeq and is a predicted model, not a curated record.